CCGGCGGAGGCGGCGCCCAUGGCCAGCACCGGCAGCCCUCUGUACGAUGCCGUUCCCAUCCAGUCCAGUGUGGUUCUGUGUUCCUGCCCGUCCCCAUCAAUGGUGAGGAACCAGGCAGAUUCCAGCUCUCCGCCUGUUGCUGCCCCCUGUGGCCGCAGACAGGGGAUGAACAUGGAGAGCACCACAGCUGAGCCAAGGGCCACUCCGAAGUCUUUGCAGCAGCCUUCGCAGCCACGGAAGAAACGCCCGGAGGACUUCAAGUUUGGGAAGAUUCUGGGCGAAGGGUCUUUCUCUACGGUCGUUCUGGCCAGGGAAUUGGCCACCUCCAGAGAGUAUGCUGUUAAAAUUCUGGAGAAGCGUCAUAUCAUCAAAGAGAACAAGGUGCCGUACGUGACCCGCGAGAGAGACGUCAUGUCGCGCCUGGAUCACCCUUUCUUUGUCAAGCUCUACUUCACGUUUCAGGACGAUGAGAAGCUCUACUUUGGCCUCAGCUAUGCCAAAAACGGGGAGCUCUUAAAAUAUAUCCGCAAGAUCGGCUCCUUCGAUGAGACCUGCACCAGGUUUUAUACUGCUGAAAUGGUGUCUGCGUUAGAGUAUUUGCACGGGAAGGGAAUUAUUCACAGGGACCUCAAGCCAGAGAACAUCUUGCUCAACGGAGAGAUGCACAUUCAGAUCACAGACUUUGGGACUGCAAAAGUAUUAUCUGCAGACAGUAAACAAGCACGGGCAAACUCCUUUGUCGGGACGGCGCAGUACGUGUCUCCGGAGUUGCUGACGGAGAAGUCGGCCUGCAAAAGCUCUGAUCUGUGGGCUCUUGGCUGCAUCAUAUAUCAGCUGGUAGCCGGUCUGCCACCAUUCCGAGCUGGAAAUGAGUAUCUUAUAUUUCAAAAGAUAAUCAAAUUGGAGUAUGAAUUCCCAGAGAAGUUCUUUCCGAAGGCAAAAGAUCUCGUAGAAAAGCUUUUGGUUCUAGAUGCAACCAAGAGGCUGGGCUGCGAAGAAAUGGGAGGGUACGAACCCCUGAAGGCCCACCCGUUCUUCGAUUCCAUCACCUGGGAGAACCUGCACCACCAGACGCCUCCCAAACUGACGGCCUACUUGCCUGCCAUGUCAGAAGAUGACGAGGACUGCUACGGAAACUACGACAAUCUCCUGAGCCAGUUCGGCUGCCUGCAAGUGUCCGGCUCUGCCUCGUCUCAGUCGCUGUCUGCCCUGGAGCCCGGCCCACCACCCAUGUCCGGCAAUAAUAUAGAGCAAUACAUUCACGACCUCGACAACAAUUCCUUUGAGCUGGACCUCCAGUUCUCCGAAGAAGAAAAAAGGUUGCUGUUGGCAAAACAGGCUGGCGGAAACCCCUGGCAUCCGUUUGUAGAGAACAAUUUAAUCCUGAAAAUGGGGCCGGUGGACAAGAGGAAGGGUCUGUUUGCUCGGCGGCGGCAGCUGCUUCUCACGGAAGGACCCCACUUGUACUACGUAGACCCUGUCAACAAAGUUCUGAAAGGGGAAAUUCCGUGGUCGCUCGAGCUACGGCCAGAAGCCAAGAACUUUAAGACCUUUUUCGUUCACACACCUAACAGGACGUAUUACCUGAUGGACCCAAGCGGGAACGCGCACAAAUGGUGCAAAAAGAUCCACGAAGUCUGGCGGCACAGAUACCACCAGAACGCUGCGAAAUGAAGCU
Molecule: messenger RNA, 1678 nt
Organism: Euleptes europaea (tarantolino)
Lineage: Eukaryota; Metazoa; Chordata; Lepidosauria; Squamata; Sphaerodactylidae
Gene: PDPK1
Product: 3-phosphoinositide dependent protein kinase 1
Exons: 14
Coding region: 19-1674 (551 amino acids)
Biological process (GO): peptidyl-serine phosphorylation; intracellular signal transduction
Molecular function (GO): ATP binding; protein serine/threonine kinase activity
Source: RefSeq, a predicted model, not a curated record